CGUUGCUGCUCGUUUCUCCUCGGCAUCCUGGUCCUUUUGCAUUCCCGGUGCACCCUUCACCCAUCGCUAUCGGGCCUAUUAGCUUCUCUUCUCUUCCUCCCACCCUUGGGCCGUUCUUCUCUUUGACCUCUUUUUCCUCUUCCUGUCUAACGCAUCGUCGAUCCUCGCAGCAUCACCCGCAGCUGCCGGGAAUUCGCCAUGAGCGUCCUGCUGGAAACCUCGCUGGGUGACAUCGUCAUUGACCUGUUGGUUGACGAGUCGCCCAAAGCCUGCGAAAACUUUCUAAAGCUAUGCAAAGUCAAAUACUACAAUUUUUCGCCUGUCCACAGCGUCCAAAAGAACUUCACCUUCCAGACCGGCGAUCCGAUUGGUCCAGACUCCCCAGAAAGCGAUGGUGGAUCGUCGAUAUGGGGCUUGCUGCAAGGCCCUUCUCACCGGACAUUUCCCCUCCAGCUCCCGCCAAAGUUGAAGCAUGACGAGCGCGGCACGGUGAGCAUGGCUACCGUUCCUUCCCCCAAUGACCCGGAUCUGCGCAUUGCCGCUAGUCAAUUCAUCGUCACACUUGGAGACAACCUCGACUACCUGGAUGGCAAGGCCGUGAUCUUCGGGAAGGUCGUCGAGGGCUUCGAUGUCCUGGAAAAAGUCAAUGAGGCCUUUAUCGAUGAUCGCGGACGACCUCUCAAGGACAUCCGUAUCCGUCAUACUGCGAUUCUCGAUGACCCGUUCGAAGACCCUCCGGGCUUGGUGGAGCCCCCCGAGAGCCCGGUGCCGUCCAAGGCGCAGCUGGCUACGGUGAGGAUAGCGGACGAUGAGGAGUUGGAGGACAACAUGGACGAGGAAGCCAUGGAGAAGCUCCGACGGGAGCGUGAGGCAAGGGCGCAGGCAUUGACGCUGGAGAUGGUUGGUGAUCUGCCAUUCGCAGAGGUGAAGCCGCCAGAGAACGUCCUGUUCGUCUGCAAACUGAACCCGGUCACUCAAGAUGAGGAUCUGAACCUGAUCUUUAGUCGCUUCGGGCCCAUUCUGUCUUGUGAGGUCAUCCGGGAUAAGCGAACCGGUGACAGUCUACAGUACGCUUUCAUAGAGUUUGAGAACCAAAAGGACUGCGAGCAGGCGUAUUUCAAGAUGCAGGGGGUCUUGAUUGACGACCACCGUAUCCACGUGGAUUUCUCCCAGAGUGUAUCCAAAUUGUCCGAGAGCUGGCGCAAUGCUACCAUUUCCAAGCGCAGCAGCCAACGAGGCGGCUUUGGCGGUGUAGCCGGCCUAGAAAAGAAGCGCCAGUAUCGGGCAUCUGAAAACACCCGGCACCGGGACGAUUAUCAUAUGGUUUUCGAUAAGAACGAGCCCAAGGGGAGGCCUGAUCGUCCGGACCGGUCCGACAGUCGAAGCCCACCGAGGAAUUCACAACGGGAGCGUCGAGGCAGUCGAAGUCCCAGACGGGAUUCCUAUCGCAGUCGGUACCGGAAUCGAUCCUACAGCCGGAGCCCCCCACGGCGGGAUUCCUACGGUGACCGAGACCGUCGGUAUAACGAGGGCGAGCGUCGACGGGAUCGACGGGAUGAUGAUAGAUAUCGAGAAAGGCGGCGUCACUGAGGUUUGGGGAGAUGGAACAUAUACCCAACUAAAAGUAUGAUAAGCGAGGAUCCCUUUUGGGGCCCGGCCAGGACUGUCAUGGGCCGGAAGCAUGACACCCUGUAAAUAUAAGAAGCAUUUGGUUGUACCAGGCUUCCUGACAGGUCCAGGCCCCUCAGGGGGUCAGGUGAACAGGCCGCAGGGAAGAGUCACUGAUCGCGACCCUCCAUCGGACGGACCUAUCCAGGCUGUGUCGAUGGCUGAUGCACUGCGCCAACCAACAAGCUACCAUCAUCUUACCUAGUACUCUUCUUCACUGCUGUUCUCAACGUCU
Aspergillus ibericus CBS 121593 is the source of this 1903-nucleotide messenger RNA. Its product is annotated as cyclophilin-like protein. Bases 199 to 1590 code for a protein of 463 amino acids. The transcript is spliced from 4 exons. The record is from RefSeq and is a predicted model, not a curated record. Gene Ontology annotation, cellular component: nucleus. Gene Ontology annotation, biological process: protein peptidyl-prolyl isomerization. Gene Ontology annotation, molecular function: RNA binding; peptidyl-prolyl cis-trans isomerase activity. NCBI's taxonomy places the organism in Eukaryota, Fungi, Ascomycota, Eurotiomycetes, Eurotiales, Aspergillaceae.